UAGAUUACUUUUGUGUUAAAUUGAAUUGAGCUUGGAAGUUCCAAGAACAUACCGGCCUCGUCUGAUGUGCCUUUGAAGCACGUCGCGGAUACGGCUUGUUCCUUGUUCCUUUUGCACAUUGGCGGAGAAGAAACGCCCCUUCGAACCGAAGCCUUCGCUUCGAUCCCCCUAUACGUUCGCCAUGGCUCGAGACAUACGCCAGAGGGCUCUCGAGAAGAUCGCGGCCCUCUCUGCCACCAGCACAACCACCUCCUUUGACAAGUCCGACCUGGGAAGACUGUGCAGAGCUGCCCCCAGCCAUGGAAAGUCCCAUGAGACGGCCAACGGCUACCGUACCAGCCAAAUGCCCACUGUUGGACGUGUCCCAAUGACAAUUCGGGAAUUCGAGGUCCUACUGGCCCUUUGCAAAGCUGCGCCGAUCGUACAGUCUGUCCAGAGUGCCGAGAAGCUCGCGAGACAACUUAUACCGUACCUGCUGGAGUCGCACAACCAGGUCUUCUUGCCGUCGCCCUUUUUCCGAAAGAUCCAACCAUCCCCGACCGAAUCUCUAAGUCGCCACAUUACCGCUGCUCUUCUUUCGCUUGGAAUACGCCAUCACGACGUGCAUCAGACUGUGUCUGACAGCAUCUGGGCCUUUCUCAAUGCCUGCGCGCAUGCUUCAGAAGCAGCCGUCUCGCAGGUCAGCGAGGACGAACCGGCAGCUUUGGAUGAUGCCAUAAGCACUGCAACCAUCACCAUUGCUCUGCUCGGUUUCCUCGACGCUGCUUCUGCCCAGGCGGAUUUCUGGAGGGCCGGAGGCCGCCUGGCUCUGAUCCAGUGGUUCAGAGACCUUCUCUCCGAGCCAUUCUUGGUCGCUGUUGAGACAGCCUUCUCCACGAUCCGAAACUCCCGCUCGGCCGACCGCCACGUGAGGGAGUGGAAGAGAUACCUGCGUCAUUACUCGGCCAUUGGGCGCCCUCUUGGCGCAAUGCUGCUCCAGCAGAGUUUCACGUGGCUGCUCGUGGCUGCCACCUCUCUUUUGGUUGCAGAGGCCGAUGCUCUACGACGCUCAAACGUCCUGGACAUCCUCAUGUCCGGUGAAGGCCUAUUAAGGUCACUCACAGCCAAGAGUGGAGAUGCCGACUUCCGAUCUGUCGAGAUAUACGCUACCAUCGUUCUUGACCAGAUGAAUCACCUUGAAUCCAGUGCGGACUUUGUUCGACUUGGAUCCUCUGCUCAACAGAAACUAGCCUGCAGCGUGAAGUCAUCGGCUUUAAUCAGCUACCUGAACUGCUCGAGGCUCAACCAGGACGCUGCCGAUGCCGACCUCCUCAUGUCGUGGCUCGAGGACACGCUUUCUGACCCUCCCAGCAUGGCCGACGAAGAUUUGGGUGCAACAGUUCUCAAGUCAAUGGCGCUGCUUUGUAGGGUCUCGCCGACUUUCUCUGCCAGCGUUAGCCGGCUCCUACCGCGUUUCAUCGUCCAAAGCGGUGCCAGGCGUCAAGCGGUAGUGGCCGCCUCCAAAUGCUUAGCCUUCGUCCUACGGAUGCUCUCGACUGAUGCGGUCAUCACUACCUUGUACACCCUUGGCAAUGUCCUCAGCCCCGGUGGCGAGCGGACACUCACGAACGGUGUACAUGCAGAAUUGACGGAUGGCUCCGGGGCCCAAAUCUACCCGGGAAGGCAUUCCACGGGGAGCUCCAUUUCGUUGCGAAUUUCCGGCGACGAAGAGACCGUCAUCGUGUACGGCAAUGUGAUAGAGGCCAUCUGUGAGAUCGCAAGCGUCUUCAAUGAUGAAAAGAUCACAGCCCUUGCCCAAUCCAUGCUCUUGCAGAAGAUCGACAAGGUGACGAGUUCUGCGGAUGCUCGAAUUAUCACCGGAGCCGCCACCUUGGCACUGAGGGGUGGCCAACUCGAGUUCCGUUCCCUGCUGAAGAUGUACGGCAGGCUGGCCCACCUCGCCGUGGUGGAAAAUAGGGAUGGUAUUCUGGCAGCUGUCCUAAAAGCGAGAAACCACAUCUCUGCCAAUGUCCGGCGAGACUCUCCCUUGUACGAGAUUUACUGGGAGCACAUGUUGGACAGCAUCAUUUCCAAAGGCGAGGCUCAAAGCUAUCAGUCUCACUACACGGAUUCCGAUGUUGAGCUCGCUGCCCGAGAGAUGGCUCAGCUUCUUCAGCCUCUUGCUAUCUUCAUGUCAACCAACGAUCUGGCCUCGGAUGACAGCACUGAUGAUGAUACCCAUGCGAUGCUUCGCGACGCGUGGUUUACCAUCGUCAUCCACGGCUUCACCCCGUCUACCCCACGGGGCAAGAAGUACAUCAACGAGCUUCGCAUCAUGGCUAUUCACUCUCCGCCUCUGGUCUUCGAAGACCGUGGAGAGCAAGACGAAAGUGAUGUCGAGCUGAACACUGUCCUCCGCAGGGGCAUGAGCUCCGAGCGCGAAGCCGUGCUGAAGAAGCAAAUGGUCGAGCUGAUCCCCUCGAGGACGGACGAUAUCAGGGGACUGAGCUACCGCAGGCUCAUCUUUUUGCAAGCUGUCUAUCUGGUCGAGGGCCUGCGAGCGGACGCCGGGGACUGCACCAAAGCAUUGUCAUAUUUCCUGGAACCCAGCAUGCGCCGAAGUGAAGUCAGCCGCACCAUGGAGGGCGUCAUGAACGCUGUCAUGGAUAAGUAUCUGAAGAAGACGAUCAGUACGGCAAACCCGACAUUUUCAGCCCAAUAUGCAUCAAGCCAGCUUGCCACCAUCUUCUGCAACUGCUGCCACCGCAUCGAAAGGGUCCAGCAGGCAGCCUUUACCUGCGCUGACCGCAUCCUCAGGGACGUUCCCUCGGCCCUGUGCCACAGGUCGUCGUUGUUCGCUCUGCUCGACUUGCUCUCGCUGCUCUGGACAAGCUGCCUGGAGGCAGAGACAGAUCUGUACGAGCCAAGGACCAGUUUCAAGUCGGCACGGAGCAAUGUCAGUGUUGAGCUCUCGGAUGAUUACGCCUUCCGGCGCUUCACUCUUCAAAACCUGCACAGAAAGGCAAAGUCGUGGCUUGCCACCGCUGUCAGUCUCGCUCCUGCCGAUGUAAAGGGGCUCCUCCAGACGUACCUGUCCGAGUUUGACGACGACGGUGCCUACGGCCACGUCUCUCUGGGUCGGUCUUUCGCAGUAGACAUCGGCUCUACUAUUCCGUCGACGGAUCAGAGGCUGCAAUCACUCGGGAAUGUCGGGGACUGCCAUAUCAACACUGCCUCGGAUUUCAUCGCGCAGUACACCACUCGCCAGGAAUACCGCUACACCGAGGCCUUGCCUGAUCACAGCUUGGAAUGGCUCAAUUUCAUGCGCCCAAACCGGCGAGCAUCUUUCCUCCCGGUUGCCGGCGAUGAAAGUGCUGAUGCGGUGACUGCACUGGCUCACAUUGAGCGGCGGAUUCUGUCCAAGAAGCCAACCCCGUUGGCCGAUGUUCGAGACAUCCUGCGCCGAGCAGCUGCUCUUCUGUGCCGCAGUGACAAAGAUGAAUGCUCAGUUGUGCAUUACCUCGUCAGCAUCCCAUUUGCCAUGUUUACGAAACAGUCAAUCAAGCUUGGUGUCUCGCUCUGGCUCGGUGUCAUGCACGAGAACCAGAGGAUAGAGCCCCGUAUCCUGACCGAGGUUGCCCAGCAAUGGGAGUUCAGCAUGCAAAAGAGGCUCGGGCUGUUCAAUGCUUCAAUUACGAGUCCCGAUCCGUUCUUCUUGAAGGGGGAGUUUGCGCCAAGUGACAUUCCUGCUCUUACGAAGCAUAGGCAGCAUGUUCAUGACCUCCUUGCUCCUCACACUAGGGUCAUGCAGUUCUUGGCAAGCCAUUAUAACGCGACCCUUUUUGGCAACCCAGAUUCGCAACAGAUAUUCUUGCGUCUUCUCGAUGUCACCUUGGACGGGGUGAAGCAUGCCACAACGCACCCGAUGGCCAGGGAAAUCAGGUUCCAAAUUGUGCUCUUCGGCCUGAAGGUCCUGAAGGCAAGUGCCACCAUCGGAGCCGUCGUCCAGUGGCGUCUCAAGGACAGUAUUCUUUCCGCUGCUCUCAGCUGGUUUAGCGCGGCACCACGGUGGUCCUUUGGUAGCAACAUACUGCAAAUCAAGACCGAGAUACGGCUGCUGUCAGAUGUUAUAGCGGCUCUCAAAGCAGUGGCCGUUAUCGGGGCGAGUCCUGUCGGCAACCUGAAAUCGCUUCAGCCCAGGGAACAACUUCUCCUCUUGCUGCUUGAGAACGAGCAGGCGAGGCUGUCGGUCUGGGUUCAUCCCCUGGCCGAACCCGCAACAUCCCAGACAGCGGCUCACCAUCCAAACAGAGCUAUGACCGAGGCUGCUCUAGUCCCACUUGUUCGGACGGCUUGGGCCGAAAGCCCGUCACUAGCUAUACAGCUAACGUCGCGGUUCCAGUACCCACGAAUCCAUCAGGAGGUUCGUUGGCUGCUGCUUAAUUUCCCCGCGAAUGCAGUCUCUGAACCCGAGGCCCUGCUUGUCCUCCUUGGCGACUCGCUGCCUGCAGAUGUCAGCUUCCAACUCAAGCACCUCCUUUAUUGGGCUCCUGUCAACCCUGUUACUGCCACCACACUCUUCCUCCCGCCUUAUCAGAAUCAUCCUUCCCUUAUCCAGUACGCGAUGAGGGCUCUGGAGAGCCACUCGGUCGAUGUCACUUUCUUCUACGUCCCCCAAAUCGUCCAGGCUCUUCGCUACGAUGCCCUAGGAUACGUCGAGCGCUACAUCAUAGAGACAGCCCAGUUCUCCCAGCUCUUCGCCCACCAGAUCGUCUGGAAUAUGAAGGCAAACUCGUACAAAGAUGACGACGCCCAAGUUCCCGAUGCGAUCAAACCAACCCUUGACCAUGUAAUGGGUCGCAUGGUUGAGGGCUUCUCUCAGGUCGACCGGCAGUUCUAUGAACGCGAGUUCAAGUUCUUUGACGAGGUCACCGGGAUUUCAGGAAAGCUGAAGCCGCUGAUCAAGAAAUCCAAACCAGAGAAGAAACAGAAGAUCGAGGAGGAGCUACGAAACAUCAAGCUCGAAGUCGGAGUCUACCUGCCAAGCAACCCCGACGGCGUGGUCAUCGGAAUCGACCGCAAGUCCGGCAAGCCCCUUCAAAGCCAUGCCAAAGCCCCGUACAUGGCCACCUUCCGCAUCAGGAAGAACAAGGGCGGCAUCGAGGAAGCCGACGACAUGCUGGUCGAGACCAACAAGGAGAACGAGUUGCCGCAGGAGCACAUGGUCGAAGCCUGGCAGUCGGCCAUCUUCAAGGUCGGCGACGACUGUCGCCAGGACAUGCUGGCUCUCCAGAUGGUAGCCGCAUUCCGAGGCAUCUUCCACGACGUCGGAUUGGAUGUCUUCGUUUUCCCGUACCGCGUGACAGCCACGGGACCGGGAUGCGGCGUCAUCGACGUCUUGCCGAAUUCGAUAUCUCGAGACAUGCUCGGGCGCGAAGCCGUGAACGGGCUCCACGAGUAUUUCAUUUCCAAAUACGGGAACCAGGACUCGCUGCGCUACCAACAGGCCCGCAACAACUUCGUCAAGAGCAUGGCCGCCUACUCGGUCAUCUCCUUCCUCCUGCAGUUCAAGGACCGCCACAACGGCAACAUCAUGAUCGACGACGCCGGCCACAUCCUGCACAUCGACUUCGGCUUCUGCUUCGACAUCGCGCCCGGCGGCAUCAAGUUUGAGCGGGCGCCGUUCAAGCUCACGUCGGAGAUGCUCGCCGUCAUGGGCGGCAGCGCGGACCACCAGUCGUUCAAGUGGUUCGAGGAGAUGUGCAUCAAGGCCUUCCUCGCCUCGCGCCAGUACACGGAGAAACUAUCGCAGAUCGUGCUGCUCAUGAUGGACAGCGGGCUGCCGUGCUUCAAGCCCGAGAGCGUCAAGCACUUCAGGGAGCGGUUCGUGCCCGAGAAGAACGAGCGCGAGGCCGCCGACUUUAUGAGGGACCUCAUCAGGAAGAGCUAUGGCAGCUACUCGACGGGCCUUUACGACCAGUUCCAGCUGCUGACGAACGGUAUUCCAUACUAGAAGGGGUAGCCUGUUUUGGUAGCUGUCCUGGUGUAGAGCCCGGAUUGUAAAUGUUGUAAUCUAGAACUCUCUAUCUUGUAGCGGUAAGGCAGCUCCUUUUUUGGAAGCAGCCUGUAUUUCGUAUAGUUUUCGUAUAGUAAGACUUUUCUCGGUAGACUCAAGCCAGACUACCCAGUAUCAGAUCGA
This is a messenger RNA of Phialemonium atrogriseum, 6178 nucleotides long. RefSeq lists its product as uncharacterized. Gene Ontology annotation, biological process: phosphatidylinositol-mediated signaling; phosphatidylinositol phosphate biosynthetic process. The record is from RefSeq and is a predicted model, not a curated record. Gene Ontology annotation, molecular function: 1-phosphatidylinositol 4-kinase activity. Bases 182 to 5992 code for a protein of 1936 amino acids. NCBI's taxonomy places the organism in Eukaryota, Fungi, Ascomycota, Sordariomycetes, Cephalothecales, Cephalothecaceae. The transcript is spliced from 7 exons. Gene Ontology annotation, cellular component: cytoplasm; plasma membrane.